Mobula hypostoma (lesser devil ray) is the source of this 9341-nucleotide messenger RNA. RefSeq names its product supervillin-like. Gene Ontology annotation, molecular function: phosphatidylinositol-4,5-bisphosphate binding; actin filament binding. The coding region runs from base 297 to 5687 and encodes 1796 amino acids. Lineage: Eukaryota; Metazoa; Chordata; Chondrichthyes; Myliobatiformes; Myliobatidae. Gene Ontology annotation, biological process: barbed-end actin filament capping; actin filament severing; actin polymerization or depolymerization. Gene Ontology annotation, cellular component: cytoplasm; actin cytoskeleton. The transcript has 34 exons. The record is from RefSeq and is a predicted model, not a curated record.
CUGGUGAAACGAUCCGAGCGAGCCGAGGCUUCGGGCGCACUGUCCACGGCGUUACCCUGUUCACCCAGGUGGAUGAGCCUGCACACAGCGAAAAGAAACCUCCGUUGACUGAAAUCACAGCGGCCACCAGACUUAUGAGGAGGGAGGCCCUUUGAGUGCCAGUGUCCUGGACUUUGGUGAGGAGGCUGACUGUUACCACUCAUAGUGCCCACCAGACUAUCACUUUCCACUAAACCCACGUGAUUGACCCCCCUCACCCCGCCCCCCCCAUCCUUCCUGACUGCUCAACAAGUAUUAUGGAUGCUGAAGAGAACCAGCUGAUGGAAACCAGGGCAGAUCGCAUUGCUAGUGUCAAGGCUGACCGGAGGCGAGAAUUGGCUGAGAGAGCUGGUAACCUCAAUGAGAAGGUCGCAGUUAUUUCUAAAUGCUCAAGAAAGGAAAAGGAAAAUGAACCUUUUGAAAAGGCGUAUUCUGAUUCAGAGCGUUUUAUGAGCAAGUCAACUCUACAUGUACCUUUCAAACUCUGGGGAACAAAGGACACUGACUUUUCAAAAGACAUGCUUGUGCAUAACACAAGUGGGAACUCCAUGGAAAGAAUGAGUUCCUUGUUUGUCCAAAACCAUAACAAUAGAAAUGAAGAAAUGGCUUCAGGGAGCAAACUUGGUGGUUCCCAUCUUUAUGAGAUAGAAGUUUGCAGCAAGGAAAAUGUGACAGGUGGCUUGGAAAGAUCUCUGGCUCUCCCACAGAGAUUUUCUGUCCUUGAAACCCAAACCAUUGGUCUCCCUCCACGGCCCAGUGGUGAAAGUGGUCAUGGCACAGCCAGCACAGGUCUGGCAGCAGCAUCCGGCUGGGAGAUGCGCCGGAGGCCCAGGCGCUACAUUAACCCCGGGGUGAACCGCAAAACAUCCGAUCGCUUCAGGACUCAGCCCCUCACGGUGGCCGAACGAACUUAUGUGUUGAAUAUAAACAAGGACAACACUGAGGAAGAUGAAAGGAUGGAUGCAAGGUCAAAGAUGAGUGUUGCUGCGAAGAUGUCACUGUUUAAAGAACUAGAGAAGGCCUCCCCUGCAGAUUCUCCCCCCUCAUCACGACCUCAUAGCAGUCAUGCAGCCAUGGAACGCAGACUACACCGCUCUCAUGAUCGGUGUCGGACACAGCCGAUAACUACAGAAGAGAUCGUGGUGGCAAAUAGUCUCCCCAGGGUACAGUCACUAAGGGAGCCAGAUGUGAGUGGACCAGACAGCUGUGCAGCUCAGCAGGAGGCAGAGGAGAGAGGAGAUGAGAAUUCAAAACUGAGUCUGACCCAGAAGAUGGCUCUAUUCAACAGCUUGUGCCACCCCUUGCCAAAGAAGGUGUCUCUACCGGAAGGCGGAAAAGAGCGCAGACAGAAAGGAGUCCGCUAUCGCACCCAACCCGUCACCAUGAGCGAAGUCCAACUGCUCCAGAAGCAACCAGAUUAUCCCCAAUUGCUGCUUAGUUCACAAGCACCACGCAUAAAAGUCGAAACGGAGUCACGUGUCAUAAAUCACUUUGCAGCCCAGACGGAGAAUUUGGAGGCUGAAGUCAUGUCAUCUGUGCCAGUCACCAGCCCCAAGAGUCACUGGAAAGGAGUUGAUGAGGCGAGUGGACAGACAAGCAAGGAAAUUCAAGGAAUAUUGAAAAGAGAAAUUGUUGAAGUGCAGAGAGACGGAAGUCCGGAGCGUCACAGCCCGCCAGAGCAGCCUGAGAAAUGUGAGGAGAGUGUGCCGGCAGAGAGCAGCUCUGCUUCAAGUGCUGUGCGUGAGAUGGACAGAGAACAACACCAUGCAGGUGUGACAGGCGUAGCCAAGGAGUCGGAGGGAGUGGGAGGUGACAUGAGGCCAACUGAGACAGAUUUUUCAGAGGAACAAAAUUCCAGUGAAGUACAAGCACACAAUGAGAGAGAAGCAGUGGAUAUUGAAAAAUUAGAGCUGCCAGCACAAGAUGAUUCUGCAACACCACCAUCUUCACCACUGUGGCAACAGGCAGAAAACAAGCUUUCAUCAUGGCAACAGGCAGCUGGGCAAUCCUCACCUCCAUGUCAGCAGGCCGAUGACAAACACUUGCCAACAUGGCAACCCUCAGAGAGCUUUUCCUCAUCAUCGUGGCAAAAGGUUGAUGUGCCACAGGAUCAAAACCAAAUAAAAGAGAAGAGCUACCCGGCUCAAUUACCUGAAGAAGACAAUGGAGCUGAAAUUCUGACUCCAAUUAAAGUUGGAGCAUCUCUUAAAGAUAGGUUACACAAACUGCAAGGUGGAGAGGAACAGUGGAGAAAUAAAACCCAUAAGACCCAGAGUGCUGUCCAUGUCCCUCUGGCUGAACGGUACAGCCAGCUCCAGCGAGCUGAAGAUACCUGGAAGAAGAAGGAAGAAGAGGAGAUCAUGAAUUAUGCAGAGCAGGCACAAUACUGGGACCCUGUCUAUUCCUCCAUCUAUUCCCCAGUUGCUAGACAAUGCCAGUACCUCAUAUAUUAUGACCAGGAUACACUUUCAUUCAAGGUCAGAGAAGUGGCGUUUAAUCAGAGUGGCCCUGAUUAUCUGUGGAGAAGAAAGAGAACAGCAACCGAUAUCGGGGGACAGAUAUCAUUGGAGCAACGAAAGCAACAGAUCUCUGUGAGCGAGGAGCAGUGGAAACUGAAAGGCAAAGGCGCAUUCAACGACUCCACACAGUUCACUGUUGCUGCACGUAUGGUGAAGAAAGGUUUAGUGUCUACCAGUACAGGAAAUGAUGAGACAGUUAUUCCCUUCAGGAAAACUGCCGCAGCAACAGGUACCCCAACUAGACCCUUGGAAGAGAUUACAAGUCACCCUGAUGUGCCCCUGGAGAGCGAUGCUACGCUGGAUAACCUGGAAACCUUCCUCAAUAAGCUUCACUCCAAGAAUACUAGCAAUGAAGAGAUGAUGAUCACAGUGACAGAACAAUCAGUGAAGGAAGUACUAAAGCCUGAUGACGAUGACACCUUCAGUAAAUUCUAUAAGCACACACCAACCCUUCUGACAUCAACUGUGGUGGAAAUUAAAGAGAAUUUUGAUGACAUUUUUGAAUCCAACACCCCAAAACUGAUUUCUGAAGUGGCAGAACACAAGCGAGCAGUGAGACCUCUUCGCAGAACACAGUCUUCUCGCAAUCCCCUGAGAGCACUGGCUGCCCGAGAUGACAUCCGUUUGGAGUAUACAGAGCAGCGUCUGAACGUGGCCACAGUGGAGGCCAGGAGGAUUCGAGCUGAGAAGAUGGCCAAGCACUCAAACUACGCGGAUGUGGCAUUGGCAGGGCUAACGAGCAUAGAGAACUUCAGAAACGUGAACCUUCGCAACGUGAAGAUGACAGACCAGCCGUCCAGUAACAGCACACUUCCCUUCAACAAGCGAAUGUUGCUGCAAGUUAAGGGUCGCAGACAUGUCCAGGUUCGGUUGGUGGAGCCCAGAGCCAGCUCACUCAACAGUGGGGACUGUUUCCUCUUGAUAACUGCACAGCACUGUUGCCUUUGGAUAGGAGAAUUCGCUAAUGUGAUUGAGCGCUCCAAGGCAUCGGAGCUGGCUAAUUUCAUCCAGACAAAACGAGAACUGGGGUGCCGGGCAGUAAGUGUCACCAUUAUCGAAGAGAGCAUUAACAGUCAAGGCAAAAGAGCCAAGGAGUUCUGGGAUCUUCUCGGUGGCCAGAUGGAAUAUCAAGGUGCUGGGGACCCUGAGGAGGAUGAGAUAUAUGAAUCUGCCAUCACCGAAACAAACCAUAUAUACCGGCUGGUUGAGGAUAAGCUUGUCCCAGUAACUGAAUCAUGGGGAAAGAUGCCUCGCUGUUCCAUGCUGAAUUCAAAGGAGGUGCUGGUUUUUGAUUUUGGCAGUGAGCUAUACAUUUGGCAUGGCAAAGAGGUGACUCUGGCACAGCGAAAGACAGCACUUCACUUGGGCAAGCGGCUGCUGAAUGGUUUAUAUGACUACAGUAGCUAUGUCAUAAACCCUCUGGACCCUGGAGCAACAAAGAACGUCACCCAACAACAGGGACGGCCUGAGUGGGUAAUCUUCGGUCGCCUAUCAGAGCAUAAUGAAACAAUCUUGUUCAAGGAAAAGUUUCUGGACUGGGCAGAUUUGAGAAAACAGAACCAGAGGGAAGUGGAGUCCACAGCCGAGUUAAAGUUAGAGAGCCAGAAUGAACUGAAGCCAUAUAAUGCGAAGCUGCUGAUUCCAUUCCCAGACGUACCUUGCGGAACAGUCCUGGAUGGGGUAAAUGUGCAACGUGGUUACGGGCUACUGCAAAUGGAUGAUGAGAGAAGGUCAGAGCUGAAGACCAUCGAUGUGAUGGUCUGGCAUGUUCAGGAGUUUGAACACAGCGAGCUGCCCAGAGAGAGUUACGGCCAGUUCCACGAGGGGGACGCUUACGUCAUUCAGUGGAAGUACACAGUCAGCAGCCUGGUGGCAAAGCGUCAGACGCCAGAUCAGCUGAGCUGUACCGGUUCCGGGAAGGAGCGAUCUGCUUAUUUCUUCUGGCAGGGCGGCCAGUCAAGCAUCAGUGGCAAAGGAGCUUCUGCGCUGAUGACUGUGGAGCUCGGCAAGGACAGGGAAGCACAGAUGCUGGUGUCACAGGGAAAGGAGCCUCCCUGCUUUCUUCAGCUGUUCCAAGGGGGCAUGAUCAUCCACAGUGGCAGGAGGGAUAAGACAAAAACACCACAAGGAAUCUGGCGGCUGUACAUAGUACAGGGGGAGUUACCGGUGGAGGGACGCCUCUUGGAGGUGGAGUGUGACUGUAGCAGUCUUCGCUCAAGAGGUUCCCUUGUCCUAGUGAACACCCAGCAGGCUCUGAUAUAUCUGUGGCAUGGCUGCAAAGCUCAGUCCAAUGUAAAAGAGGUUGGCAGGAAAGCAGCCAAUCAUAUAAAGGACCGACCACCUCAGGAGCUGGGCCAGUGGAGCAGAAUGGAAGUGACAGUGUGUGAGCUGGAUGAAGGUUCAGAACCACCAGAGUUCUGGCAAGCAAUGGGACAACCAGAUCGAAAAGCGUAUGACUGCAUGUUACAAGAUCCCGGAAAGUAUAACUUCACUGUACGACUCUUCAGGCUGACAGCUUCCUGGGGAGAGUUUACCAUGACAGAGCAGCUAAGUCCCUCACGCAUCUCUAAUGAUGUGAUGGCCAUGCCAUUCUUACAGGAGGAUCUCUACUCUGUUCCUCAGCCAGCACUGUUCCUCCUGGACAAUCGGUUUGAAGUUUACCUGUGGCAGGGUUGGUGGACACCGGAAAGCAAGAGCACAGGCUCAGCAAAGAUUCGCUGGGACAUGGAGCGAAGAUGUGCCAUGGAGACAGCCCUCCACUAUUGCAAAGAAAAGAAUGCAAGACGACCUCCCAAAGCGUACCUGGUUCACGCUGGCAGCGAGCCAUUGACCUUCACCAAUAUCUUCCCACGGUGGGAUUACAACAUGGAGCAUUUACAACAGAUGGGGCAGGAUGCCAUGAUCAGAGUGCAGCUGGUUCAGGAUGCUUUACUGUCACUGUGUAAAACACAGUACUCCUUGGAAGAGAUUAUGUCCAGACCACUUCCAGAAGGUGUUGACCCUCAGAAAUUGGAAACCUACCUCUCCGAUGAAGAUUUUCAGAAACUGCUGAAAAUGCCAAGGGAGGAAUUUUACAAGCUUCCCAUUUGGAAGCAAGUGAACUGUAAAAAAGCCAAAGGCCUUUUCUAACCAGAUACCAGUAGUCUUGACUUGGCUUGUCCAGGAACGUUUACAGUUCCACCCUGGCUCACUACAUCAAGUUUUCACUUCCUGGCUGGGGCUGUAGUACAAGCAGUUAUGAGGUUCAUUCAUAAGUUGUUACGUGUCCGUCUUCCAUGUAUUUAGGCUCUGUAUGAGUGCACAAGGCAAGAUCCUUAUGGACUAGUUCAUCUUGUUGACCCCUUUAAAAAGCACCUCCUUUUGCAACCAAUGCCGGCACUGCCACCUGGAGCCAGUUCCCCUGGUUGCCAAGGAGUUAAAAUUACUUUCCUCAAUCUAUGAGUCUGAAUCACAAGGGCAUUUUAAGCGAUUAUGUGGGAUUUUUCCAAUUUGAUUUAUGAAGUAGUGUUUGGGAGAAGGGAGGGAUGGGUUAGGUGACUGGACAGAGAAUAUUGUGAUGAAGUAUUCGGAAAUGUAUCCAACCAAUUUUGGCCCCUUUCUGUUAGGUUCCAUGGGUUUUAAUGUUUUCUGAGUUUUUUUUGCCACUAAGGUUUCAUGCUUGCAAAGCCAAUUCAUUGCCAAAUGUGCCACCAAUAGCCCCUUUCCCCACUCUACCCCACCUCCACCUGCCUGGCUUCAGCACAUUUCCUCCAACUCCAUUGUUUCAUAUCUGGUAUGGUUUAUGGCUUUAACAUCAUCUUAUAAUCCAAACUGAUGGACAAUUUCAAUUGAGAGGAAGAACAGUUGACUUCUCCAGACCACUGCAGGGCAUUGAAAGAUCAGAGAUGUGCAAGUUAAUUACUGUGAGCAGCAAAACCAGUGCUGGAGGAUGCAAACACAAAAUACAACAAAGAAUAAAAAAACUGCUUUGGAAACAGACCUACAAAAUCAUUUCUUGGCUUAGUCCAGUAUGAACAUGCCUACUUAAUGCACAAGGAGAUUGAAAAAGGAUUGUGGAAACUAAGGGGCUCCACAGGUGAUAGCACAUGUACUGUUUAGGAAGGGUUGUGUAGUUUCAAUUAUUUAAUUGCAUUCUUUAUUACAUGCUUUACUGCACCCACUCGAAUCUCUCCUGCAGCUGAUGGACUUGUACGGACAUUUCAUAUAGAAGUGAGGUUCUCUGCUUCAUAUUAACAAUGCAUUGUCAUGUAAAGUUAAUGCCAAUACUUAAAACUUCAUUGUCUUUUUUAAUUGUUGGGAAUCUGUAUCACAAAUGCAGUAGAAUUUGAGAGGAAUCUGCCCAGCCAUCUGUUUGAAAUGUCAAGUGGUUGUAAUGGUUCAGAACUGUGCCUGGAUGUGGCCCCCACUCAUCUAAUGGUGAGCUAAUAAAGCCUUCAAGGACUGACCAUCCCCCUACAGUGCGGCCAACCUGCAAUGGUAUUCAGGGCCAAUAUUUUGAUCAUAUUUGGGAUGAGAGCCUUGUUCUUGUUCCCCUCUGCCAUUUUAAAAAGUGUAUUAGUCUAUUUCGAAAACUAGGCUAACAACACCAAGAGCAUAGUGCAAACAGGAAUUGACUAUGCCAUGUGUUGUUUUUCAUAUGCUCUCUGUUGCUUCCAGGUUUCAUCCCCAAACUGAAAAUAUCAGAUAUUUUGUGAUUUGUUAUUCUGGCCAUUAAAAGGUUUCCAGAAGCAGUAAAUAAUAUUUAAUGAAGAUGAUCUUGGUCCUAGUUUCACACAAGCCACACUUAUUGUACAGUACACCACUGUAUAAUUAAUGUAACUGUACCUUGCACUGACCCUGUCCUACAAUUACUUCCAAAGGACUUGUGUUGAUUUCAGAGGAAGUUCCUUUUUGAAAAUGACUUUUUCUCCAUUCUCCUUCCUUCUCUGUUACCACAGGGAACUGCUAGAAUUCUCUGUCCUCCUUUGUCCAUCUCCACCCCUCCUUUACCAUGGGCUAUCAUUAGAGAUCUCCUUCAGCCUUCUCUUACCACUGAUGAUUGCUGAAGUUCUUCACUUCCACUUUCCAACCAUUUUCUGCAGGAGCUCAUUUCUGGAAGUCCUAAUCAUGACUUCCGAUAAAAUUGAUUGACCUUAAGUUGAUUACUUUCCUGUUUUAAAACAAGUGUAUCUUUUUUAGAACAUAGAACAGUACAGUCCAAUACAGGCCCUUUGGCCCACAAUGUUGUGCCGACCCUCAAACACUGCCUCCCAUAUAACCCCCCACCUUAAAUUCCUCCAUAUACCUGUCUAGUAGCCUCUUAAACUUCACGAGUGUAUCUGCCUCCACCCCUGACUCAGGCAGUGCAUUCCCUGCACCAAUCACUCUCUGAAUAAAAAACCUUCCUCUAAUAUCCCUCUUGAACUUCCCACCCCUUACCUUAAAGCCAUGUCCUCUUGUAUUAAUGCAGAGAAGCAAACACUGCCUCAGUUCAUGAGUUAUCUCGGAAUAUCCUAAAUUGGUGGCAUUAACUUGCCUUGAAACAGUUCUGAAAGCAACAGCUAAUGUAUAUUAUACUUAAGCAGCUUUUAAAAUUUAGAUUUUUUAUACAGUUUAUACACCUCCAGAGAUAAUAUUUUAUUCAAAGUAUUUUAAUUCUCUGAGUCUGAUUUUUCCUAUUCUGCGCUAGUUUGAUGCUCAGAGAACGAGGUAAAAAGAACUAAACCAGAAACUCUGGAAUUCCUUCAUUCUAUCCUUGUUUAUCACAAAGCAAUAUUUUGAAAAUGCUUUUUUUUCUUUGAAAUAUUGGAUUUUGCAACUGUGAUAUCUAGAUAAUUUGUAUGUACAGUUUUAAUCUGCUUUUCAGAGUCUCUGGGGAGUCUGUGUCAUGCAGUGAAAUGGGAAUAUGCAAUGGAUUAAAGGUAAAUGGACAUUCUUUGACAUGAGUGAAUGCCAUGUCUGUGACCAGAGCUACCACUGGGUUUGUUUACUUUUGUAGAUUACAGAGUUGGAUAGAUAUUGUCUCCAGAUGAUACCCCACCUACCCAGAAUUAGCCCAGGUUUGCUACUGCCUUGUCUCAGUUGGUAGUUUCUCAGGCUGACUGGUACCAUUAGACCUCUUACAUAUAGAAGUACGUGGUAAGUUGUUUGGCUGUCCAGGAAAUUGUUUGUCCCUCAAGCAACCACUGAAAUAAUUUACCUUUUUUUUGCAUUUUGUGGGAUCUGGUGGUGCCCUGAAUGAAAUGUGGGGCACACUUCCUCAAGAAUAGGUGUUAUUCAGGUAGAAAACAACAGGCUAUUGCAAGAUGUUAAAAAUAAUACCUAGAUUGAGGUAAGAUUAUGCUGGAAAGAUCAGCUGAAGUAGCAAUGGCCUCGAAUAGCCUAAAUUGAACAUCUAUCGACAUGACCAUCUGUACCCAUACACAAAGGGAGUGGCACUAUAAAACUAGGGGUGAAAGGAAGAGGUGGCCUCUGUAAUUUAUCCUGUAAAACAAUCUGAAGAAAUGGAGUACAACAUUUGGAGAUGGAUUCAUUUUGUAUAUGCAUUAGCAUUACUCGUUCUUAGGACAAAAUGUAUUUGAUUUGUUUAACCAGUUAAGUUUCGGUUAAAGUAAAACAAAGAUAAACGGAUAAAGGUUAGCAUUAUUUGUCUGAAAUACUUUGAAACAUCAAAACGUAAGAUGCAUCUUUUGCAUCAAAUCAAAUCAGUGAGGAUUGCGCUACGCUUCCGGAGCCAACGUAGCAUACUCACAACUCUAACCAUAUGUCUUGAGAAUGUGAGAGGAUACCAGAGCACCUGCAGGA